Molecule: messenger RNA, 2491 nt
Organism: Notodromas monacha
Lineage: Eukaryota; Metazoa; Arthropoda; Ostracoda; Podocopida; Cyprididae
Source: the annotation of a GenBank genome assembly
AUGUCGGAGGGCACGAUUUGUGUGUUUGUUCCAGCGGUGAAAUGUCCUUUGCCGCCGACGAUCGAUAACGGGAGCUACCGGAUCUUCACGUCGGGCGAGCCGGCGACCAUACCGGUACUCGGUGACGUCAUAGAAUAUUCUUGCGUGGACGAGAAUUUCGUCCUUGAAGGGGAAAAUGCGUUAACGUGCAUGUCGACUGGGUUGUACGAUCGAAAACCUCCCACUUGCAAAGAGGUGAGAAAAGUGACGGUGGCGACGCCGACACCGACUCAGAAGCCCAACUACAGACUGCCGCCAGGAGACGCUGGUGGCAUAAUCGCUCUUGGAGUAUUUGGAGGAUUCGUUUUCCUUGCUGCAGUGAUCACAACAAUUGUUAUACUAGUUAGAAGGAGAAAAAAUAACGAGCGCCUGGCUUGUUCCAUGGGAAACCAUCCGGUGAAGAUGGGGUUUGGGACGGACCCUGAUGCCGCGGAUUCCUUGACAAAUCAAAACGCGAGGAUGCGGCACGGGCAACGCUCGCAUGACAGCGACACCAUUUCGAGCAUGGACUCCAGCGGCAGCGAGAGCCGAGGCUUGAAUCGGUACUACAAACGGGCCUGGGAGAACCUGAGAGACGCGCCACCUGGUGCCCAGCAGUCGCAUCAAACCAAGUCCUCCAAGCACCUGCCUUCGGUCUACCGACCAGACACGCUGGACAGUCCGAAUUUCCGCGGUGGUUCCGUCAACGAGGGCAUGCGAGACGGCAGCGAGAUGGUCAUCAGCGACGCCUUCGCCAAGCCCGGGCAAGGCGGCGCCGCUGACAAGAAGCGCCACCAUCAUCACCACCACCACCACCACUCGCACAAGCGUCGCCAGCAGCCCGGAUAUCCGCCCGCUGGACGCGGUAGUGGCUACUGAUGAGCUCCACCGCACUGCUUCACUCGCUCCCACAACCGCUCAUGUCGAAAAGCGAAAUAACUUCCCUUACAUACCCGCUGGUAUAUCUAAAUAACUGACUGCUCUCCGUAUAUACAGCACAGUAUCUUCUCUAACUUAUAACGUGUAAAAUUCUACGAAACGUCAUCCCCCGUAUAUUAUCGUCAUCCACAAUUACAUGUCACUUUCUCAUCACUUUCUCAUUUUUACUGUUUUUUCGCUCACCAUCCCAAAUUCCGUAAUGUUCAGCCGAGAGUAUUCAUUGCAACAUUGGACCAAAAAUUUGGGUUUUUAUUGUUGCUCUUCAUAAAUGCGAAAGCAAUCAGUGUACGAUUGAAUUUAUGGCGGAUUAUUUCAUCUUGCAGCAUCCCUUCGUGAGGAAGAGUUGCAUACUUUGAAAAGUGUGAAGUUCGAUACAGUAAUUUAAUCCGCCUGGAUCGUGAAGGAAACGUCCCUCGAAGAACUGUCCUGAUAUUUUUAAUCGCCUGGUUCCAUCGCAUAUUUCGUUCAAGUUUGAGGGAUAACACAAAGAUCCUGGUCAAUUUUUGAGAAACUUAUUUGUAUUAUUAAGGUCAAUCGAUAGCGCAGCAAAAAAUAGUUUGCGCAUAUGAUUAAAGUAUUUAUGAUUAUGUUCUAUUUCCCAUCGGAAGAUGAUAAAUUUAUCAAAAGCAUGAUUACACCCGUCUUUCUGAAUUACAGGGACGAAUAAUGUAAUGAGAUAUGGUGGAAACUUGAGCAUUCAUCUUCGAUAGACCUCAACUUUAUACAUUUCCUUUUCUGAUGUUAGCUGCUUUCAAAAUUAAUUAUCCUAUCCAAGGGCGGAAUCUCUUCCGUGAUUCAUAUGCUUCGACUGCCUUUUUGAAUCACUUGAAUUAUGUUUCUGGUUGGAAUGCUGCUUUCUUGGUUGGCUUGCUGAUGAGGAAUUGUAAUUUUUUCUAGCUUUUAUUUCGUGGUGUUCAGCGGGAGUUCAUUUUGCUUUUCGACGUCCUGGUUUGCCCCACUAUCGCCCCUUCCUGUACUCUUCUCCCUCGCAACGCUUGCUAAAACGACGAGUUGGCCGGAUUUGUGAUACGUGCUUUGCUGGUUAGGUCAUUUGUGAUUCGAGAACGUCGCCUACGCAUGGCGUUAUUUAUUUUUGUUUUUGGAUGCGACGAAAAAAAAAAAAUGUUUCUCCAUUGGGACACGGGAGAAAGCGACAUUUUCGAAGGGGGUGUGAGAGGAUGAGACAAGUACGUGGAGACGACUCGUUGCCAUUAUUUGCUGCUAUCCCCUGUGCAGCACGCCAGUGCAAAUAUAUUUAUCAUGAAAACUCUUUCGGUCACAUCGGCGAGUGUCAUGAUGGUUGACGAGACCUUCGUCGACGUUCGAGCGCUUGAACCUCGUUAUAAAUAGCUAACUCAUCGCGAUGCUUUUUUUUAAGAGUUCCGCUUAGAAGACCGAAAAAUCGAAUGAAAUCGUUGAAUUUGCUUUGUUGAAUUGUAUUGUUCUCUUGUGGAUGAAUUUGGACGAGCCUGGUUGUAAAUACCCGUUAGAAUGCUGAAAAACAUCGCUUAUGUGCAUUAUUACAAAACCGAAA